This is a messenger RNA of Sander lucioperca (pikeperch), 2489 nucleotides long. RefSeq names its product scinderin like a (gene scinla). The record is from RefSeq and is a predicted model, not a curated record. Gene Ontology annotation, cellular component: actin cytoskeleton; cytoplasm. Bases 229 to 2352 code for a protein of 707 amino acids. Gene Ontology annotation, molecular function: actin filament binding; phosphatidylinositol-4,5-bisphosphate binding. The transcript is spliced from 17 exons. Gene Ontology annotation, biological process: barbed-end actin filament capping; actin filament severing; actin polymerization or depolymerization. NCBI's taxonomy places the organism in Eukaryota, Metazoa, Chordata, Actinopteri, Perciformes, Percidae.
CUUAAUCAAGCAUUGUUACAUGCGGUUACAUAUGUUAUUUUUGCUGCUCUGGGUUGGGUUGGGAUUCCACUGGACACGCCUCUUGUCACCACGCGGAUGUCUCUGCAGACUAUAUAGCAGACCUGAGUGCAGACAGCCUGGGCGGAAACCUGGAAGAGCAGCAGUGCAGCAGUAUCAGCUUCUUCUAACCCAGCAUCUGUCUUCUGUCCUCACCAGGCCCUGAUCACUAUGGCAUCACACAAGGAGUUCGCUACUGCAGGGAAGAAGCCCGGCCUUCAGGUGUGGCGGAUAGAGAAAAUGGAUUUGGCACCUGUCCCUACUGAACUCCAUGGAGACUUCUUUACUGGAGACUCUUACAUAGUGCUUCACACCACUUCUGCUCCUUCUUACAACAUUCACUCGUGGAUUGGCGAGAAAGCUUCCCAGGAUGAGAAAGGGGCUGCUGCCAUCUUUAUGAUGCAACUGGAUGACUUCCUGCACGGAGCACCAAGACAGUUCACUGAGUUUCAAAACCAAGAGUCUGUCACCUUCAUGGGCUACUUUAAAUCUGGCAUCAAAUACAAGGAAGGUGGAGUAGCCUCAGGCUUUGCGCAUGUGGUGACCAACGAGGUAGAUGUCAAACGCCUGCUGCACGUUAAAGGUCGUCGGACAAUCAGAGCCUCGGAGGUGCCCUUUUCCUGGAGUAGCUUCAAUAAAGGAGACUGCUUCAUCAUAGACUUGGGAAAGGCUAUCUUCCACUGGUCUGGUAGUGAAUCCAAUUCAUUUGAACGCAUAAAAACCACCGACCUGGCCAAAGAUAUCCGCGACAAUGAGCGACGGGGUCGUGGUGACUUACACAUGAUUGAAGAAGGCUCUGAACCAGAAGCUGUCAUUGAAGUGCUUGGACCCAAGCCCAACCUACCAUCAGGAAGCCCUGAUGAUGUACCCACCGACACGAAGAAGAAUAACGUGGCAUCUCUCUAUUUGAUUUCUGAUGCUACCGGCUCCAUGACGACAACUUUGGUGGCUGAUAAAAACCCCUUCAAACAAAACAUGCUCUCACAAAGUGAUUGCUACAUCUUGGACAAUGGAGGAAACAACAAGAUUUUUGUCUGGAAAGGGCAGAAGGCAAAUGCAGAUGAGCGCAAAGCAGCAAUGACUUCUGCAAACAAGUUCAUCAAAGACAAGAAUUACCCCCAAAAUACUCAGGUCCAGGUAAUGCCAGCAGGGAGUGAGACCACCCUGUUUAAGCAGUUCUUCUUCAACUGGUUGGACAAGGAUGAGACCACUGGCCCAAGUAAGGCAUACACCAUCGGUCACAUCGCCAAGGUGGUUCAGAUUCCCUUUGACUCCUCCAAACUCCAUGACAACAUCAGCAUGGCUGCCCAGCACGGCAUGGUGGACGAUGGCUCUGGGAAAGUCCAGAUUUGGCGUGUGGAAGGAGGUGCUAAAGUACCUGUGGACCCAUCCACCUAUGGACAGUUCUUUGGAGGUGACUGUUACCUGGUGCUGUACUCCUACAAAGCGGGAGGCAGAGAGAAGCAUAUCAUCUACACCUGGCAAGGGCGGAAGUGCGCUAAGGAUGAACUGGGUGCUUCAGCCUUUCUCACCGUUGACCUGGACAAUUCCAUGGAUGGAGCAGCUACCCAGGUUCGUGUCACUCAGGGCCAAGAACCCCCUCAUCUUGUGAGUUUGUUUAAGGCCAAGCCUUUGGUUGUCCACCUGGGUGGGACAUCCCGCAAGUCUGGCGAGAGCAAGCCUGGCAGCACACGACUCUUCCAUAUCCGCCAGAGCUCCACCAAAGCCACACGGGCUGUUGAGGUGGAGCCCACUGCCUCCUCUCUGAACACCAAUGAUGUGUUUGUGCUGAAGUCGCCUAAUUCCCUGUUCCUGUGGAAGGGAAAGGGAGCCACUCCGGAGGAGGUGGCUGCAGCUAAGUAUGUUGCCGGCCUGCUUGGAGGAACUGCCACUGAGGUGGAGGAGACCAAGGAGCCAACUGGUUUCUGGGCAGCACUGGGAGGGAAGAAGGACUACCAGACCUCUAUUACUCUGCAGAAGACAAUCAGGCCUCCACGACUGUUUGGCUGUUCAAACAAGACUGGCAGGCUUAUAGCGGAGGAAGUGCCCGGUGAGUUCACACAAUUAGAUCUGGCACCUGAUGAUGUCAUGAUUCUGGAUACAUGGGAUCAGAUCUUUGUUUGGGUUGGAAAGGAAGCCAAUGAGACAGAGAAAACUGGAUCACUCAAGAUUGCCCAAGACUAUUUGAAUUCAGACCCUUCUGGCCGUCGCGGUAUUCCCAUCAGCACCAUUAAACAGGGGGAUGAGCCACUCUCUUUCACCGGCUGGUUCCAUGCCUGGGACCCCAAGAUGUAGGACAGAGUUGCAGUGCCUGAAAGACGGAAUCAAAAGAAUUAGUAGAAAAUCAACAAAGCAGUAGCAUCUGCAAGAAACUUGCAAAGAUUCAUUACUUGUCAUUGGUCUUCAAAGAAUAAUAAACCUGUAAGAUAUUG